Microtus oregoni (creeping vole) is the source of this 4342-nucleotide messenger RNA. RefSeq names its product aryl hydrocarbon receptor nuclear translocator. Gene Ontology annotation, cellular component: transcription regulator complex; cytoplasm; nucleus. Bases 211 to 2586 code for a protein of 791 amino acids. The transcript has 22 exons. The record is from RefSeq and is a predicted model, not a curated record. Gene Ontology annotation, biological process: regulation of transcription by RNA polymerase II. Gene Ontology annotation, molecular function: RNA polymerase II cis-regulatory region sequence-specific DNA binding; protein dimerization activity; DNA-binding transcription factor activity, RNA polymerase II-specific. NCBI's taxonomy places the organism in Eukaryota, Metazoa, Chordata, Mammalia, Rodentia, Cricetidae.
GCCUGGCCGCGCCCACCGCGUGGGGCGUGUCUCGGGGCGUGUCUUCUCCCGCAGGAUGGGGGGGGUGGGCGUCCGCCAUCUUGGAUUCCGUGGUAGCGGUGGCGGCGGUAAGGUGUCGCUUCUGUGGAGUGGCUCUUCCCUCCCCUCCCCCAGCUCGGUGGCGGCAGCCCCUCCCACUGAGGGUGGCGCAGCGACGGUGCCAUCUGGACCAUGGCGGCGACUACGGCUAACCCAGAAAUGACAUCAGAUGUACCAUCUCUGGGUCCCACCAUUGCUUCUGGAAACCCUGGACCUGGGAUUCAGGGUGGAGGAGCUGUUGUACAGAGGGCUAUUAAGCGACGAUCAGGGUUGGAUUUUGAUGAUGACGGAGAAGGGAACAGUAAAUUUUUGAGAUGUGAUGAUGAACAGAUGUGUAAUGACAAAGAGCGUUUUGCCAGGUCGGAUGAUGAGCAGAGCUCUGCGGAUAAGGAGAGACUGGCCAGGGAAAAUCAUAGUGAAAUAGAGCGGCGGCGACGGAACAAGAUGACAGCUUACAUCACAGAACUGUCAGACAUGGUACCUACCUGUAGCGCCCUGGCUCGAAAACCAGACAAGCUGACCAUCUUACGAAUGGCUGUUUCUCACAUGAAGUCCUUGAGGGGAACUGGCAACACAUCCACUGAUGGCUCCUACAAGCCAUCUUUCCUCACUGAUCAGGAACUGAAACAUUUGAUCUUGGAGGCAGCGGACGGCUUUCUGUUUAUUGUCUCCUGUGAGACUGGCCGCGUGGUUUAUGUCUCUGAUUCAGUGACUCCUGUUUUGAAUCAGCCACAGUCUGAAUGGUUCGGGAGCACACUCUAUGAUCAGGUGCACCCAGACGAUGUGGAUAAACUCCGAGAGCAGCUGUCUACUUCAGAAAAUGCCCUGACAGGGCGAAUCCUGGAUCUGAAGACUGGAACAGUGAAAAAGGAAGGUCAGCAGUCUUCCAUGAGGAUGUGUAUGGGCUCCAGGAGGUCGUUUAUUUGUCGGAUGAGGUGUGGCAAUAGCUCCGUGGACCCAGUUUCCAUGAAUAGACUGAGCUUUUUGAGGAAUAGAUGCAGGAAUGGCCUUGGCUCUGUGAAGGAUGGAGAACCUCACUUUGUGGUGGUCCACUGCACAGGCUACAUCAAGGCCUGGCCUCCAGCAGGUGUCUCCCUCCCAGACGAUGACCCAGAGGCUGGCCAGGGGAGCAAAUUCUGCCUAGUGGCCAUUGGCAGGUUGCAGGUAACUAGUUCUCCCAACUGUACAGACAUGAGUAACAUUUGCCAACCAACAGAGUUCAUCUCCCGACACAACAUUGAGGGGAUAUUCACUUUUGUAGAUCAUCGCUGUGUGGCUACUGUUGGCUACCAGCCACAGGAGCUCUUAGGAAAGAAUAUUGUAGAGUUUUGUCAUCCUGAAGAUCAACAGCUUCUAAGAGACAGCUUUCAACAGGUGGUGAAAUUAAAAGGCCAGGUGCUAUCUGUCAUGUUCCGAUUCCGAUCUAAGAACCGAGAAUGGCUCUGGAUGAGAACCAGCUCAUUUACGUUCCAAAACCCUUAUUCAGAUGAAAUUGAGUAUAUUAUCUGUACCAACACCAAUGUGAAGAACACUAGCCAGGAACCACGGCCUACACUUUCUAACACAAUUCAGAGGUCACAGCUAGGUCCGACAACCAGUUUAUCCCUAGAGAUGGGUACAGGGCAGCUGGCAUCCAGGCAGCAGCAGCAACAACAGCAGCAGCAGCAGCAAGCAGAAUUGGAUAUGGUACCAGGAAGAGAUGGGCUAGCCAGCUAUAACCAUUCCCAGGUUUCUGUCCAGCCUGUGGCAACUACAGGAGCAGAACACAGCAAGCCCCUUGAAAAGUCAGAUGGUCUCUUUGCCCAGGACAGGGAUCCAAGGUUUUCAGAAAUCUAUCCCAACAUCAGUGCAGAUCAGAGUAAAGGCAUCUCCUCCAGCACUGCCCCUGCCACCCAACAGCUAUUCUCCCAGGGCAGCUCAUUCCCUCCUACCCCCCGGCCGGCAGAGAACUUCAGGAAUAGUGGUCUGAGCCCUCCUGUGACCAUUGUCCAGCCGUCAUCUUCUGCAGGGCAGAUGUUGGCCCAGAUUUCUCGUCACUCCAACCCUACCCAGGGAGCAGCUCCAACUUGGACCCCUAGUACCCGGCCAGGCUUCUCUGCCCAGGCUACAGCCAAGACUCGUUCUUCCCAAUUUGGUGUGAGCAACUUUCAGACUUCCUCCUCCUUCAGUGCUAUGUCUCUCCCGGGUGCUCCCACGGCCUCCCAGGGUACUGCAGCCUACCCUGCUCUCACCAACCGUGCAUCCAACUUCCCUCCUGAGAGUGGACAGACUUCAGGACAGUUCCAGACCCGGACAGCAGAGGGUGUGGGUGUCUGGCCACAGUGGCAGAGCCAGCAGCCCCAUCAUCGGUCCAGUUCCAACGAGCAACAUGUUCAGCCAGCGUCAGCACAGCCAUCUAGCCAGCCUGAGGUCUUCCAGGAAAUGUUGUCCAUGCUGGGAGACCAGAGCAACAGCUACAACAAUGAAGAAUUUCCUGAUCUAACUAUGUUUCCGCCCUUUUCAGAAUAGAACUAUUGGGGUGAGGAUAAGGGCGGGGGAAAUCACUGUUUGUUUUUAAAAGCAAAUCUUUUGUAAACAGAAUAAAAGUUCCUCUCCCUUCCCUUCCCUCACCCCUGAUAUGUACCCCCCUUCACCCCUUGACUCUGAAGUAACAUUUAUAGAAGAAAUGAAAUGAGUUCCCAGGCAUUUAGGGUCCUCUGAAAAUCUGAAGACAGGUGAGGUUGGAAGUCGUGUCCUCACGUCUUCUUACCAGAAGUGGCACAGAAGUGGUGUUUGCCUGAGUCAAGGGGCAGAAUAGAAGAACCUGACAGCACUAAUUGCCUUGGAGACUGUGGCUUGUUUUGAAUACAAACUCUGAAUAGAAUGGAGGAGAGGAGAAAGAAACAUCCUCAUAACCAAGGAUCAUGAAAAUUCAUAGGUAUAUGUGGCGCUUUAGGAGGUGAACAAUCCCCUGGAAAGGAACGAGAGAGAGAGAGAGAGAGAGAGAGAGAGAGAGAGAGAGACUGUGUGUGUGUGUGUGUGUGUAUCUGAGCCCCUCUGUCGUGUCCUUCCUCCCUGUUAGGGAGUAUAUGCAAAGUUUGUCCCAGAUGUUCUUUGUCUUUCUGCUUGGUCUUCAAAGAGUCCUAAAAAGGUAAUUUUUCUAGGUAUUUUUGUGUUUAGUAUUGCAGCCAAAGAGUAUUUAAAUGAAGUCUUUGCUGCACUUAAACCGAUGCCCAGCCAAAAUGGAACUUUAGGCCAAUGUACAGUCUUCUGUUUAUACAGAAUACAUUAAUGAUCAAGCUGGAUUACUCCUCUUUGGUGCUCUCAAUUUAUGUGGAAGAUCUGCAGAUCAAAAUAGGCUGGCCAGAUAAACACUGUCAGAAAUCUCAGACUUGCCCAUAAGUUAAUGCUGCAUUUUUCUGUCAGAGUCACACGUGUUCUGGAGAGGUUAUUUCUGCAUGGAAGCUCAGCUUGUUGGAUCAGCUAUCUGAGUGACGAGGGUAUAAACCAAAUAGCCCUGCUACAUACUAGCCUCUCCUUCCUUGUCAGAAGCACGUGUAGGUCUUCCUGAAGUCUGCCCUUUGCUCCCUGUCCAAACCUGGAUUUGGGCUUUGCUUUGAAAUAAAUGUGAGUCGAUGUGUUGUUAGUCCGGACUCAAAUCCGCACAGGGUCACUUGAUAAUCACAGCCAUAGAAACGCAGAUACAAGCUACUGCCUUCACCCUUUCCUGUCCUCAGGUGCGUCUCACGUAUCAGUAGCCUUUUUCUUUCUUCUUUUUACUGACUCCUGUCAGUAUAUAAGUGAAAGAUUAAACUAAUACAGAAAAGAUGUAUUAAGUGUAUUCAUAGGGUAAGGAGCCUGGAUGGAGAGGCUCAUGGCGAGGCUGAGGAAUUGUUGUGUACUAAGUUUCCCUCCGUUUCUCUUCAGUCUGGUGCCAGGCAAUAGAGUGGAAAAGGAGGCUAUUUUUUUAUUCUAUAUGCACACAUACAGUAUCAUAUAUAUUUAUAUCACAAUUUACAGAACCAAAAAGUUGAGUUUCCAAUGAAAUGUUUGUUUUUUAAUAAUCAGUUUGUUUUUAAAUGUGAUCUGAACUAUAUAAUGUACAGUUAUUACAGGGCUUUUGAAGAAGGGGCGGGAGGGAGAAGCUACUCUGAGGGUUUUGUUCUGCUUUUCCUUCAGGGUUUUAUUUUUGAUUGUUUUUUCUUGUUAGCCAUCUGUGCUAAGCCUUACAGUGGCAAAAAUAAUGACAUGUAGCAAAGAUUUUAAAACAAAGUAUUUUUCUUUU